Molecule: messenger RNA, 609 nt
Organism: Spodoptera littoralis (African cotton leafworm)
Lineage: Eukaryota; Metazoa; Arthropoda; Insecta; Lepidoptera; Noctuidae
Source: the annotation of a GenBank genome assembly
AUGGAGCCGCCGCCGCUGCCGCCGCGACAGGCGGUUCCCAAAGACGGGAUAGGUCCAAGAGGUUUACCAGAAACAUACCAUGAAGCCCGCGCCGGCAUAAAAGAGCAAAUCAAAGAGAAUGCAAUGGCUCGCGGCAAGGAGAAGGAUGCUGACCGCGACAUGCUGGAGUACCAGCAACAGCUCGGCAAACAGCUCGACCAGCUCGUGCAACACCGCGAGCUCACUGAGGCACAGGCGCGCAAGCUGUUCCAGAAACAGUUGCUAGAACAGAUCGAGUAUAAUAAACUUAUUAAGGCGCGCCAAGACGCGGAGGAGUUAGACCAGAGGAAGAAAGGCAUUGCGGCGGCCGACGACUACCAAAAUGAAAUCACCAAGAUUAUGUGUCGACCCUCAUUUAGUGACGAAAUGCAUCCAUUUAUGAGAAAGAUGUAUUCAGGCUUAAAGAUGAAAGAAAAAUGUCCAUGUUCGAAGCCCGACUACUGCGCCGUACCAGUGCGAGAACCCAAGCUCGGUGACACGACAAAAGCAGAUCCUAAUUCAACCGAAACUAGUCCUAAUGAUGCUGGUAAUGAAGCUCCAAUUCCUACUAAGGGUUCCAAUAACCCUUGA